ACGACGCGAGAGUUACGAGUGUGAGGAACAGCCUCAAUUAUUUAAAAACUUUUUUAUAUUUUACAAUGUUUUCUAGCAAAUCAAGUGCCUAAAUGUUUUAAAAUAAAUUUUUGGAUUAAGUGUAAGUGUAUUAAAUGCUUUCGAGAUGUCGAAGAAUAAAAUAGCUGCUCGUAUCGACAGCCAAAGUGUAGAAGUUAAAACUAAGUUCGAUGCAGAGUUCCGUCGCUUUGCUCUCAGUCGUACGGAGAAGUUGAAGUAUGAAGACUUCAAGGGUCUGAUAGAGAAGUUGCACCGUCUACACGACGUCGCCUUUCUAAUCUCCUACACGGACCCUAGAGACGGUGAUCUACUGCCGAUCAACAAUGACGAUAACCUGGCCAGAGCGCUGCUUACCGCGAGGCCGCUACUCAGGGUUAUCAUACAAAGGAAAGGGGACAGUCUCGAAGAACUUAAUGGAUAUGGUACAAUGCGACCUAGGAACAUAAUCUCGUCUAUCCUGAGCGGUACACCAGCGAAGAACAAAGGACUGGCUAUAUCUAAUCCACACGACUUUAGAAUGGUAUCGGCAAUUAUUGAUGUAGAUAUUGUGCCAGAGACGUGUAGAAGAGUGAAACUCCUCAAACAUGGCUCUGACAGACCUUUGGGAUUCUUUAUCAGAGACGGUACAUCAGUACGUGUAACACCGAACGGUGUGGAACGUUCCCCCGGCAUUUUCAUAUCGCGGCUAGUACCCGGUGGUCUCGCGGAAUCCACCGGUUUAUUGGGCGUCAACGACGAGGUCCUGGAAGUUAACGGUAUCGAUGUCUCCAACAAGACUUUGGAUCAGGUGACGGACAUGAUGGUGGCUAACUCUUCGAACCUGAUAAUAACAGUCCGUCCAGCAAACCAGCGCGCUGGCCCUCCGCCGCCAGAGACAGUCUCCCGCCACUCGCAGCCUUCCAGCGAGCAUGAUGAUGACAGAUUCGAUCAAGAUGAACAGGAUGAGAUAGUAGACCUGACAGCUGUGACCUUGGAGGACCAGAACCCUGAACCCUCCGCAUUUCAUAUCCCCGUCAAAGACGACGGUCAAGUGCUACAUCUUUAGUAUAUACUUGAUAGGUAUCGACGCGCGAGGAUACAAGCGAUUUUAGACCAAAACAACUAAGAAAUAAGGUUUAAAAUCACAGAAUAAAGAAAAACAAUUUUAGACUGAAACAUACCUACGCUGCAGUGAUUCUUAGAAGACAAGCGAUUUUAAACUAAAACAUCGUAGUAAUUAGGACUAAAAUCGCAUGAAUGCAUUCCAUAGUACUACAGGCAUUCCAUACUAAAGAAAGCUCAAUACAUUUGGUGCAGUGAAAUGUUUAUAUUACAAGCGAUUUUAAAUCAACAUAUCUAAAGAAUAAGGCCUAAAAUCAAAGAAAGACAAUUACUACGAUGCAGUGUAAUUUUUGGUAUAUCAAGCGACUUUAAACCAUAAUCUCUAAGCAAUUGGUCACAAAAUCGCAAGACAUUCCGUAAUCCGUGCAGUGAAGUGAUUCAUUUUAAUAUUUGCGUGUUGGUACAAACGAUUAUGCGCUUUAUUAAUAUAGAGAUACGUGUCAAAAUAGUAUAUGUCGUUACGUCACAAUAUCGAUUGUAAGUUAGCAAUAAUGAAAGCAAUUAUUUCUUUUUAAAUUUUAAA
Papilio machaon (common yellow swallowtail) is the source of this 1663-nucleotide messenger RNA. RefSeq names its product partitioning defective protein 6 (gene par-6). The record is from RefSeq and is a predicted model, not a curated record. NCBI's taxonomy places the organism in Eukaryota, Metazoa, Arthropoda, Insecta, Lepidoptera, Papilionidae. Gene Ontology annotation, molecular function: protein binding. The transcript has 7 exons. The coding region runs from base 146 to 1084 and encodes 312 amino acids. Gene Ontology annotation, biological process: centrosome cycle.